Messenger RNA from Phyllotreta striolata, 1807 nucleotides. The record is from the annotation of a GenBank genome assembly. Lineage: Eukaryota; Metazoa; Arthropoda; Insecta; Coleoptera; Chrysomelidae.
AGUUCAUUUGACCUACUCUAUACAUUGUGGUCUCACUGAAAUUGUAUUUUCGCUAUUUUCUAAUUAUUUUUACGAUGAUCUAUUUUUUAGCCUCCCGAAAAAAGUAAACUAAACCUAGAAGAAUCAUGAAGUGCUGAAAUAAAAGUUAUUUUUGCAUAAUAAGAGUAUGAACAAUAUGGCAGAAGGUCAAUCAAAGAGUGUAUUUGAACCAUUGGUUUUCGAAGAUAACAGUUAUUCGUGCCUGCAGCCCAACGCAGAAACCAAGUGUUUGUUGUGCGAUGAUACCUUCAAUUUGAAUUUGUCUCUGCCGAUGUUCCUUGCACAUAUAUUUGAUGUUCACAGCAUCGUGAUAGAAGAUGUUCAGAACAUAUGCAAUUUAAACGAGUACGUUCUUUAUUGGAGGAAUAAGUUUAAAAUUUACCCUUUUGAAGAAAUUAUACCUUCCCUGAGUCUGGAUUUGUUAGAGCAAAAAUACUUCCUUAUGUCAAGCUUGUUAAAGGAAGACAGAGAAUUACGGCAUAAGCUGAAAUUGGAAUAUGCUUUAAAAAUUCAAGAGUUCGAGCGUAAUGACAAGAAUUUUAAAAGAGAAUGUCUCUUUUGUAGAUUAGAAUAUGAAGGAACGAGACAGGGAUAUUUGGAACAUCUUUCUAGUCAGCAUAAUUUGCACUUAGGAAAUCCACAAAAUUUGGUAUACAUUGAAGAACUGGUGGCCAAUAUCGAUAAAAAAUUGAGGGAUUUGAAGUGCUUAUACUGCGACAAAAUAUUUACAGACAGAAACGUUCUCAAAGAACACAUGAGAAAAAAGCUGCAUAAGAGAAUCAAUCCUGAAAAUGAAGAAUACGAUAAAUUCUAUAUUGUUAAUUAUUUAGAAGAAGAUAAGUCGUGGAAAACUAUACAGGAAGAGGACGAUAGAUAUGCAUUACCAAGAGGUUCCGAGGCAAAUGCAGACGAGGAAUACUCAGACUGGAACGAACAAGAAGAUCAAAUAGUGUGCUUAUUUUGUAAAGCCAAAGAAACCGAUAUCAACUUAUUAUGCUUACAUAUGGAAACGAAUCAUGGUUUUGAUUUUGCAUUAUCAACACAAUCUAUGGAUUUCUAUCAGAAAAUCAAAUUGAUCAAUUACAUUAGGAAGCAAAUACACGAAAAUAGAUGCUUGUUUUGCGACGAGGCAUUCGAUAGUCUAUCAAGUUUAGAGGAACAUUUAUCAAAAGAGAAUCACAUUAAAAUACCGGAUAUUAAGGUGUUUAACCAGCCUGAGUAUUAUUUUCCUACAUAUGAAAAUGAUGCUCUUUUAUAUUUGGUAGAUGAUCUCGAAGAUUGAUUUUUCACAUUUUUUAAUUCAAAUUCCUAAAAUUUAAGCUAAAUGAAAAUAUUCAUUUUAUUAUAUACUUGAAAAACAUUAGAAGCAAAAUCAUAAAUUAUGUUAUAUAUCACAGAGAUAGUACAAAUAAAAAAAGAGAAGCUAGAAGAAAAGAGUACAAUUAAUCAUAUCAAGUAAUAUAGAACAAUUAACAAUCGGACGCAUUAAAAUCUAAACCGCUGCUACUGGUACUACCAGCGGUGCUGUUGUCAUUGCCCAUGCUAGGCGGUGGACUUGGCUUUAUAGCACCCCCUCUCGCCAAUCUAUCUAAUUCAGCUGCGGCGUCAGUUCUCAUAGCAGCUUUAUCGGGCACGUUGUCUCCGCCUGGAGUUUUCGGCAUUCCACCACCAGGGCUUCCCGUUUUUUUAUAUAAAAGCGAAUUGAAGAAGUUCGCUAAAACGCCUUCGCCACCUGGCGAACUGACUACUUUCGAUCCGUCUAAUUUUC